GGCUAUGUAGUUCCAAGCGACCAUAAAAUGUACAUAGAGGCGCUGCUGUACGGGACUAAGUGUUAUCGUAGGAAAAACGCCGGGAUGGCCGCUCUCGGACUUCUCUCUGCUGUUAAUACAUACUUUUCGAGGUCAAUUUUUCGGUCAAUAUAUAAGGGAGUUGGCAGUCUAGUAUUAUAUAGAAAUCUGUGGGAUAAACUCUGAACUAGUGCAGCCAGCAGCCAGUUUAAUCAGUUGAACUAUAAAGAACAGACCUUUAUAUAGAGUUCAAUAUGCUCCUAUCGACCCUUAAUAUUUACAGGGGAAAAGUCAGGCAAGACAUGGGAAUGGCGGCAUGCAAGCUGUAAAGUUUGUGUUGCAAUUUACGUUACAAUUUAGUGCAUGUCAAAAAACGAAAAUGCUGAAUGAGAUGACAUCGAUCACAUUAACGAUGUGAAAUUUGAUUCGAAGAUUGGAAAAUAUCCUUUCGCCGUCAUAUCGCGAGUAUCCAAGAAAAAAUGUCAGGUGAAUACAGUCGAAGUGUUUUAAAAAUAGUUGUUGCCCAGAUCUGUCAGAUGAUAGGGUGGCAUUCCAUUAAUUCUACGCCGUUAGAAUUUAUGGUAGAUCUUAUGCAAGAGUAUAUGUUACGUAUCUCAAAGCUGACACAUCAAUAUGCAGAAGUUUUGGGAAGGACAGAGCCAAAUCUUGAUGAUUUAGGACUAACAUUUCAGCAUAUGAAUAUUGAUAUACAAGAAUUAGCCGAGUAUGUUAAAAAUGUAGAUUCUGUUCCAUGUUCUGUACAGAUACCAAAAUAUCCAGUUCGGCGUGAAAAUCAUUUAAAUUUUUUAAAACCGGGCAGUCGUGAAGUUGUCACUAGAUCGGUGCAUAUACAUGAACAUUUACCAGCUAUGUAUCCAGAUACCGAAGAGGAAUAUGUACCAGAUAAGAAUGAAAGUUUAAUGAAUGGUACGGCAGAUCUGACAUCUAGCAGUGCGACAUCAUCAAGCAAUUCGAAUAACACAUCACCUCAUAGAAUGUCACCGCAAGUAGUUUUCAAACGACCCGGCGAUCCGAUAUCUUUCGAAAGUUCCAUACCGAAGCGGACAAAAAUUUUGGAGGAAGGUAGACCAUUACGUGAAAUAAGCAGCGUUAUGAUGACCACUUCCGGUUUUUUAUCACCUGCGCGAGAAGGAAAAUUACCUGAGGCAAGAACGCCGCAUCAAGUGCGAUCGGAUUCGCCACAACCGAGUUCUUAUCCGAUGGUACCACCUGAAUUGAAAUGCGAAAAGAAACCGAAGAAGAUUGUAAAGAAAGGGCCAGAGAAUCGUAAGCUCGACAAAGAAAACAAGAAGAAGAAAGGCGCGAAAGAAUUAUUUAAGCCGGAUAAGAUGGAUGAAAGUAAGAUAAAAAAAUUGGUCGGGAUGAAGGAAUUGGCCAAAUUAAAGCCAUUAAAGCCAGGUGGUGGUAAAGCACAAUCUACUAUGCUACAAGAACUUACGGCCAGUAGACCGUCCACACCGAAAAUUGCGUCACCAAAGUUAGCCGUUGGUAGUUCGAAACCAUCGAAAGUUGCGCAGCCGAAACUAAAGAGCGAGAAGACGAUAGAUUUGAUAGAUGAUUCUCCUACUGUUGAAAAGAAAGAGGAUACCAUUGAUAAAUUACCGUCGGAACCGGAUAAACAGAAAUUAAAUAUAUUUAAGAAGAUAUCGAAACCGCGUGAAGAAAAAGAUAAGGACAAAGAGAUAUCGGAACUGCAUAAGUAUAAAGAUACUCUUGAUUCGCGCGAGAACUCGCCAGAGUUAAUAAUAGAUGUUGACAAUAUGGAAAAGCAUAUGCAUCGUAACGAUGUGGAUGCGAAAGGAGGACGUGAAGAGAAAAGAACACCGCAUACGCCGGAUGUGCAUGUGCAAUCGGACGUUGAUUUAGCAGAUGUACAGAGUUCGGAGUCAGACGUUUAUAUAUUCGACGAUGCCGACAUCUCACCGCCAGGUACGCCUAGCACGCCGAAAACUCCGGAAUUGAAUGUACCCACUGUACCAGAGCAAAAGCGAAAGAAGAAAGAGAAAAGUGGCAAAAAGAAAGAACCUAAAUUGAAGAGUCCAAAACAAUGUGUCAGCCCAAAGAAGACAAAGCUUCUGAAUGAUGCAGCAGAAUUGGACAUACCAGAUCGACCAAAAACACCGCAGGCACCUGAGCCACCGUUACACAGAGAGCCACCUACUCUUCCGCCUACACUUCCGUUCCCCUUUUUCCCUACGUUUCCUUCGGCACCUGGUUUAAUACCUCAUCCAAUGUUCACGCGAUUUCCACUACCGUUGGGACGAGGUGGACCAGGUCCUCAUCCUGCAAUGCCCAAUUUACCACUACCACCGCGCUUUCUCAAUCCAUCUAUAAAGCCUGAGGACUUUGCAUUGCCAAAAAUUAAGCCGGUAGAACGUGAAAAGUUACUAAUUCCCUCACCAGUCGAGUUAACAUCUUCAUCGAUUCAAGGCGAAAAUGAAAAAGCAGACAAAGAGAAGGUGGAUAAUAAACUUACGAAAAUGUUUAAGCCAAAUAAAGAAUUGUCUUUCAUGAAAGUACCUGAAAAGGUACCGCCUGUAGGCGCUUCACCGCCUAUAGUGUCUGCACCUGUCGCACCGAUCACGCUUGCUACACCAGUAUCAGUUGCGCAAAUAUUACCAUCGAAAAAUUCUAAAACUGAAAAAACAGACAAGAAUGAUAUGGUAAAUUCGAAGUCUAAAGAACAUAAAAAAGAAAAGAAAGAUAAAUUAAAGAAAAAGAAGGAUAAAAAAGAGAAACACAAAGAUAAAGGCGAAAAAGUGAAGGAAAAGAAGGAAAAGGUUGAGAAACGCGAGAAGCUAGAAAAACUUAAAGAAAAGAAGGAGAAGAAAGAUAAAAAGAAGGAAAAGAAUUUAAAUAAAAAAAAUAUGAAAGAGGAUAAAAAUCCAGAAGCUGUUCCAAAAAUAACAUUAAAAUUAGGUACUGCUUCUCCUAGACCAACUACACCAGAUAAUACCCCUAUGAAGAAAAUAACUAUUAAACCACUUGUGAAGAAAUCUGAUGAAGAGGUCAAGCGGGAACCUAGUCCAGAAUUAGCGAAAAUAUCGGCAUUGGUAACACGACCGCCAAAGCAGAAGUCAACAAGUAAGAAAACAGAGGAGGGAAUAUUAGAUGGAAGUCCUGCUCUUCCUACAGACUCUUUCUCUGCUAAUCUUACUAGCGUGCCACUUGCAUCAAUUCCUCGAGCAAAGAAAUCUAAUUUCCAAAGUCUAUCUCAAAAGGUGAAAGCAGACCCAGUUACUAAAAAGGAUGAUGCUAAAGAAGACAAAGAAAAUGGCAGGAACAUGUUACCUACAACACCAGCCACUACUGUGGAUCGAGGAGGUCGUCAAGUAUGGAUAUGUCCCGCAUGCGGCAAUCAGGAUGAUGGCUCACCAAUGAUUGGCUGCGAUGAUUGUGAUGCAUGGUAUCAUUGGGUGUGUGUUGGUAUGCAAGUUCCACCAGCUGACGAUGAAGAUUGGUACUGUCGAUUUUGUAUAGCGAAAAAGCAGGAACUUCUCCAUGAUAAAAAGAAGAAAAAGCGAAAAAAAAAAGUUAAAGUAACGGCCUAGUAUAAGCCAACCGGGUCUAACUGUGUGAGACCCGGUGUUACUAUACCAUUCACUACCAAAGUUAAAACAAAAGAUAACAAAAUUGGCAUUAAAAACAUAAAAAUGAAAAAGAUGUCCAAGAAUGAUGUUAAGAUACAAAUGAAGGGAAAAUCGAUCAUGACUAAAGGAAAAACUACAAAGAACAUAGUGAAAGUAAAGGCUGUAAAAAAGAAAUAAAAACAAUUGUUAUAUUAUGCAGGGCAACUUAAAUAGUGAAAAUGUUCUAAAAUAAUUUUCUAAACUAUAGAACAAAUGUAAAUAAUUCUAUUCUAUGCUAUAAUCAGUCAUGCUAUAAUUGUCUGUAACCUUGUACUGCAUUAACCAUGGUAUUUCAAAAAUGGAAGAGUCAAUCGCUCGAAAGGUGAUCAGGAGGCUCGAAGGAAACAAGAAAAAAACAAGAAAAAAAGUUGAUAUACGUAUAGAUCUGGAAACGCUUUGUUUUCGAGUUAUUAUCAUUUUUAAGUUGAAAUUUUAAAUUGCUUUGCUUUCGAAUUUGUCAAAAUUGAAAGAAGAGAUGGUUUUUAUGAGCUUUAUAACAUAAUUAAAGUCAAAUAAAAAUUGCGGGCUGCUUUCACACUAUCCAGGAUAAAAAAAAAGAAGGAAAAGAUAAUAAAAAAAUACAAAUAAAAUAAAAAUAAAUAAAUAAAUAGAAAAAAAAAUAAAAUAAAAUAAACAAAUAAAUACAAAACCAUUUCUUUAUUAAAUUUUGACAAAAAAAUUCAAAAGCAAAGCUAUUCGAAAUUUCAACAUAAAAAUGGUAACUCGAAAACAACGCAGAGCUGAUCGAGCACGCUUUCUGAACUAUUUCCGAUCUCCAUCUUUGAAACACUCUGUAUAUAUUUUUGUGUUCGUAUUAUAUUCAUUAAAAAAUAAGCUAUUAACACAUACAAACAUCAUUAAUAGAGUAUAUUCUACAGGUUUUGUAAAGAUCUUCAGUUUUCUAUUUUGUAUACAUGUUUAUACAUGUUUAUUUGGUCACACAUAAUAUGUGAUUUAUUACACAGCGUGAUAAAUUUGUAGUAUAUUUUCUUAGCUCUAUUCAAAUCACAUUUCCCGAUCCUAUCACUGCUUUUAGAUUUAACAUAGAAAAUAUUUAAAAAAGAAAUGCAAAAUUAUAUCUAUUUUUAAUGCAUAUAUGUUAUGUAAAUAUAUUAUGUGUUAAAACCAUAUUAGCAUCAUGAGUAACAAAAAUAUAUAUUUUUUUUUUUUUUGUUAAUGUAAAUAUAUGAUUACUGAUAAGAGGUAUACAACAGUUUGCAAAUAAAAUAAGCGAUGAAACAUUUUGAUAGACUUUAUUGUAAUGCUGAUUUUAUUUUUAAUUUAUACAUUAAUAUAAUUAUAGUAAUUAUACUCAUAGCACUAUAAUUAUAAUGUGUGUGUGUGUGUGUAUGUAGGUGUUUAUUAUUAUAAUUUUAGCAAUUAUACUCUAAUUAUAUAUACUAUAACUGUGUUGCAUGUAUAAGAUGUCAAAUAUUAAUUCUGACAAGGGAUCACAAAGUUUUAUAUUUAGUUUCGAAGGAUAUAUAUUUGUGACAAGUGCUAACUGAGUGCUAAAUUCAAUAAUAUAUAAUAUUGUUGUCCCAAAUAAGAUAUGCGAAAAAUCGAUGAUCGCAUUUUGGGUUAAAUAUGAAUCUAUAGAAAAAUAUAUAGGAAAUUGGUAUAAAUAGAGCACGUAUAUACAUAAUCAGAAUAGUCGGCUCGAUAUGGACAUAGGAAGAGUAUGACAAAAUAAAAUAAAUUAUAUUGGAAGGUUUAACACAUUGACUGGACCAUUACUAAACUAGACAAAGAUGAAUAUAAAUAGUGAAUAAAGUAUAUUACUCUUGGAAUGCACUUCUAGCAAAAAAAAAAAAAAAAUACGCGCACUACAAAA
Messenger RNA from Cataglyphis hispanica, 5502 nucleotides. It is a transcript of the gene Taf3, whose product is annotated as transcription initiation factor TFIID subunit 3-like. Gene Ontology annotation, molecular function: protein heterodimerization activity. The record is from RefSeq and is a predicted model, not a curated record. Gene Ontology annotation, cellular component: transcription factor TFIID complex. NCBI's taxonomy places the organism in Eukaryota, Metazoa, Arthropoda, Insecta, Hymenoptera, Formicidae. The transcript is spliced from 11 exons. The coding region runs from base 498 to 3590 and encodes 1030 amino acids.